AGAACGAGAACGAGAACGAGAACGAGAUAGAUCGAGCUCGAGCUCAACAGGUGAGAGGCCGAGCGGCGAUAUCCACCAUCCGCAAAACCCUAAAACCUCACUCAACUGUUACCACCAUCACCGCCUUGGCGACGAGGAGCUCUUCACUCAGAGGUCGCAUCGGCAGCACUUCCUCGUCCUGCCUACCGCCGCCCAUUUCCCAUUUCCCAUUUGAGAAGGGAAUCGAAAGGGGAUCCUGCUUCGACGAAUUUGAGUCUUCCAGCCGCAACUGCAGAACAAUGGUGGUGGCAUCAGCAGUUGCCGGUUUACAAGUGGUAGGAGCAAACCAUUGCGCCUUCACUUCUAGGAGGGUGUUCAUGUCUAUGACAACAAUCUCCCAGUUCAACUUGAAAGUAGCCAGUCCAGGGUUCACAAGCUCGUCAAAUGCCUUCUUUCUCAAAUCUCUUUCAAAGAGACAUCCACCUUCUGUAAAACAUUCCAGAGUCAUUACCAGGGCAAUGUCUGGGGAAACUGAGAAAACAUUGGCAUACGGCUUACCCAUUGAUCUAAGAGGUAAGAGAGCUUUUAUUGCGGGUGUGGCUGAUGACAAUGGCUAUGGUUGGGCAAUUGCAAAGGCUCUUGCUGCUGCUGGGGCAGAAAUUCUUGUGGGCACAUGGGUUCCUGCUCUAAACAUUUUUGAGACUAGCUUAAGGCGUGGCAAGUUUGAUGAGUCUCGCAGAUUGCCAAAUGGUUCUCUUAUGGAAAUUGCCAAAGUAUAUCCUCUUGAUGCAGUUUAUGAUACUCUUGAGGAUGUGCCAGAAGAUGUCAAAGCAAAUAAACGUUAUGCUGGGGCCUCAAACUGGACUGUCAAGGAAGUAGCUGAAUCUGUGAAGAAUGAUUAUGAAAGCAUUGAUAUCCUUGUGCAUUCACUUGCUAAUGGACCGGAGGUAACAAAACCACUUUUGGAGACAUCUAGAAGAGGAUACCUUUCUGCAAUCUCGGCUUCGAGUUACUCUUUUGUUUCAUUGCUCCAACACUUCCUUCCAAUAAUGAACCAAGGGGGUGCUACAUUGUCAUUAACAUAUAUUGCCUCCGAAAGAACCAUUCCAGGAUAUGGAGGUGGAAUGAGUUCAGCAAAAGCAGCCUUGGAGAGUGAUACUAGGGUAUUGGCUUUUGAAGCAGGACGAAAAGGCAAAAUUCGAGUAAAUACAAUAUCAGCAGGGCCAUUGGGAAGUCGAGCAGCAAAAGCUAUUGGAUUCAUAGAAAAGAUGAUAGAUUAUUCCUACGCUAACGCCCCAUUGCAGAAAGAACUGCGUGCAGAGGAAGUUGGCAACACGGCAGCGUUCUUGGUGUCACCUCUGGCUUCAGCAGUGACUGGUUCUGUAGUUUAUGUGGACAACGGUUUGAAUACCAUGGGGCUUGCCCUUGACAGCCCAAGAUUCACAACAUAAGAUAUCGAACCAGGGACAAUAGACAUUUUCCACUUGAGGUUGGAAGGUAGGUUAGAAUGGAGGUUUCAAACCCAACUGAGCCAGAGGUUGAGACUUGAGAUCGACCUGACUAGUUUUAGGUAAAGUAGGAUGUCUUGUUUGAGAAAAAAGAUGAAGCUAGUUUUGUUGAAAACAGCCAAGCAAAAAACUAUUGUAUAUUCAUUCUAAUAUAUUGUUCUAGUAUAUAGUUUGAUUCGAUCAGAAUGUCUCU
Molecule: messenger RNA, 1680 nt
Organism: Zingiber officinale
Lineage: Eukaryota; Viridiplantae; Streptophyta; Magnoliopsida; Zingiberales; Zingiberaceae
Product: enoyl-[acyl-carrier-protein] reductase [NADH] 1, chloroplastic-like
Exons: 14
Coding region: 279-1430 (383 amino acids)
Biological process (GO): fatty acid biosynthetic process
Molecular function (GO): enoyl-[acyl-carrier-protein] reductase (NADH) activity
Source: RefSeq, a predicted model, not a curated record